Sardina pilchardus (European sardine) is the source of this 6086-nucleotide messenger RNA. Its product is annotated as TBC1 domain family member 9B. NCBI's taxonomy places the organism in Eukaryota, Metazoa, Chordata, Actinopteri, Clupeiformes, Clupeidae. Gene Ontology annotation, molecular function: calcium ion binding. The record is from RefSeq and is a predicted model, not a curated record.
GCGAGCUGACGGCCCAUGGGCUCCAACUCUGCUCGACAGACAGCAAGUCUGUCAAACCGAGCUUCUCGAGUAUAUAUUUUGCUGGAAAAUCGUUAAACAACUUUUUUGGUUCAAAGUCAUAUUAAGCUGGUCACCAGUAUGUGGAUAACACCCGAAGAGGUGUUGCUUGCCAACGCUCUGUGGGUUAGCGAAAGGGCGAACCCCUUCUUCAUUUUACAGCGAAGAAAGGGACAUGGUAAAGGAGGAGGCAUCACUGGGUUGCUAGUGGGGACGUUGGAUGUUGUAUUGGACUCAAGUGCUCGUGUGGCUCCCUAUAGGAUCUUGCAUCAGACAGGGGACUCUCAAAUUUUCUGGAGCAUUGCCUGUGGCUCCUCCAGAAAAGAGAUCACAGAGCACUGGGAGUGGCUCGAGGCCAACCUGCUCCAGACGCUGUCAAUCUUUGACAAUGAAGAUGACAUCACCACCUUUGUCAAAGGGAAGAUCCAGGGCAUCAUGGCGGAGGAGAAUAAGAGCCGGCAUGCCCAGGAGGACGAGGACUCGGGCAAGUUCCGCGAGGCGGAGCUGAAGAUGCGGAAGCUGUUUGGCAUGCCCGAGGAGGAGAAGCUGGUCAACUACUACUCCUGCAGCUACUGGAAGGGCCGCGUGCCACGGCAGGGCUGGCUCUACCUCAGCGUCAACCACAUCUGCUUCUACUCCUUCCUGCUUGGGAAAGAGGUGACCCUGAUAGUGCAGUGGACGGACGUGACUCAGCUGGAGAAGAACGCCACACUGGUGUUCCCGGAGAGCGUGCGCGUCAGCACGCGCGACACGCAGCACUUCUUCUCCAUGUUCCUCAACAUCAACGACACCUUCAAGCUCAUGGAGCAGCUGGCCAACAUCGCCAUGCGCCAGCUGCUGGACAACGAGGGCUUCGCCGCCGACCGCUCGCUGCCCAAGCCCUGCAAGACCCUCAAGAAUGUCUCCGCGCUCAAGAGGGAUCUGGACGCCAGGGCGAAGAACGAGCGCUACCGGGCCCUGUUCCGUCUGACCCACGAUGAGCGGCUGGACGGGCACACAGACUGCACUCUCUGGACGCCCUUCGCCAAGAUGCAUGUGGUGGGCCAGAUGUUCGUGUCCAACAACUACAUCUGCUUCGCCAGCCGCGAGGAAGACAUGUGCCAACUCAUUAUCCCUCUGAGGGAGGUGUCCAUCGUGGAGAAGGCGGACAGCAGCAGCGUCCUGCCCAGCCCGUUGUCCAUCAGCACCAAGAACAAGAUGACCUUCCUGUUCGCCAACCUGAAAGACCGCGACUUCCUGGUGCAGCGCAUCUCGGACUUCCUGCAGCGCACGCCCGACCGCCUGUGGAGCGAAGGCGACCAGCUCCCGCUUAGCGGCCAAUCAGAGACGCCCAGCCCCACCACCCCCACCUUUCCGUCCAGCCCCCCCUCCCUGGGGGCCGGGGAGCCCCCGCAGCAGCAGCAGCAGCAGCAGCGCUACUACUGCCCCGACCUGCCCACUGCCAAGCAGGGCCUCCUCCGCAUCUACCAGACGGACGCGCCCGAGGAGAUCAUGGGCCCCAAGGCUACCAAAGAGAAGAUGAAGGAGGAGGCCUGGAACAUCCACUUCUUUGAGUUUGGCCGCGGGGUGUGCAUGUACCGCACCUCCAAGACCCGGGAGCUGGUGCUCAACGGCAUCCCCGAGAGUCUGAGGGGGGAGCUGUGGCUACUCUUCUCUGGUGCCCAGAAUGAGAUGGCCACCCACCCGGGCUACUACGCUGAGCUGGUGGAGCAGGCCAUGGGCCGCUGCACGCUGGCCACCGAGGAGAUCGAGCGGGACCUGCACCGCUCCAUGCCCGAGCACCACGCCUUCCAGAACGAGAUGGGCAUCGCCGCGCUCCGCCGCGUGCUGACCGCCUACGCCUACCGCAACCCCAACAUCGGCUACUGCCAGGCGAUGAACAUAGUGACGUCUGUGUUGCUGCUGUAUUGCACUGAAGAGGAGGCCUUUUGGCUGCUGGUGGCGCUGUGUGAGAGAAUGCUGCCGGACUACUACAACACCAGGGUCGUAGGGGCCCUGGUGGACCAGGGCGUGUUUGAGGAGCUGACGCGGGAGUGUCUGCCGCUGCUGUACGAGCACAUGCAGGAGCUGGGCGUCAUCUCCACCAUCUCGCUCUCCUGGUUCCUCACGCUCUUCCUCAGCGUCAUGCCCUUCCACAGCGCCGUGCUGCUCGUCGACUGCUUCUUCUACGAGGGCAUCAAGCUCGUCUUCCAGGUCUCCCUGGCCGUGCUGCACGCCAACAUGGAGCUGCUCAUGGCCUGCAACGACGAGGGCGAGGCCAUGACCAUCCUGGGGAGGUAUUUGGAUAAUGUUGUGAACAAGCAGACCGUGUCUCCGCCCAUUCCCCACCUCCACGCUCUUCUGACCAGUGGGGACGAGCCACCUCCAGAGAUCGACGUCUUUGAGCUCAUCAAGGCCUCCUAUGAGAAGUUUGGCAGUCUCCGUGCUGACGUCAUUGAGCAGAUGAGGUUCAAGCAGAGGUUAAAGGUCAUCCAGUCUCUGGAGGACACGGCCAAGAGGAGUGUGGUGAGGGCCAUCAUGACUGAUUCAGCCUUCAGCAUUGAGGAGUUGGAGGAGCUGUACGUCCUGUUCAAGGCCAAGCACAUCAUGAGCUGCUACUGGGGCGCGAGCAGCACGGCGGCGGAGCGGCACGACCCGAGCCUGCCCUACCUGGAGCAGUACCGCAUCGACCUGGGCCAGUUCGGCCAGCUCUUCUCCGCGCUGGGCCCCUGGGGCUGCGGCGUCCACACGCCCACGCUGGCCUCGCGCCUCUUCCGCCUGCUCGACCAGAACAAGGACGGCCUCAUCAACUUCAAGGAGUUCGUCACGGGCCUCAGUGGAAUGUAUCAUGGAGACAUGACCGAGAAACUCAAGCUCCUCUACAAACUCCAUCUGCCUCCAGCCAUGUGUCCAGAAGAGGCAGAGUCAGCACUGGAGGCAACACAGUUCUUUACAGACGACGACACACUCCAGGAUUCUCCCUUCCUGUCUCAUCUGGAUUUCCUGGUGCAGGAAGUCGCUGAAGGUGAAGAGGUAAAGGAGGCAGGAGACUCUGGAAAUGGAGACUCUGAAGACAAGAAAGAGGAGAAAGUGAAGGACUAUAAAUAUUACCUAAGGAUGUGGGCCAAAGAGAAGGAACCCAAAAAAGAGACCAUCAAAGACCUGCCCAGGAUGAACCAGGAGCAGUUCAUCGAGGUGUGUAAGACGCUCUACAACAUGUUCAGCGAGGACACCCUGGAGCAGGAGCUCUACCACGCCAUCGCCACUGUGGCCAGCCUCCUGCUGCGCAUCGGUGAGGUGGGCAAGAAGUUCUCCAACAACGGGUCCGGCAAGAAAGUUCUGGAGCCCCCAGCCCAGCCCCAACCUCCUCCCCAGCCUCUGCCUUCAGCCGACGGCCCAGAGAGAGAGGACUCCAACGGGGAGGGCAGCUCGGGGCAGUCCCUGAUCUGCAAGGCCCUGGCGGAGGCCCAGUUGGAGACGGUGGGGCCGCCCGGAGGAGGUCCGUCGGGAGCCGGAGGCUCGGACGAGGAAGGGAAGGACGACACCUCGGUCUCCUCCUACUCGGUGGUGAGCGCCGGCGAGCUCCAGUGCGAGGACAUCGCCGACGACACCGUGCUGAUCGGCUGCGGCGGAAACGGCGCGGGGGACAAGAGGCGAGGGAGCGCGCCGGACGCCGACUGGUCCAUCACCUUCGAGCAAGUGCUGGCCUCCAUGCUGACCGAGCCGGCCCUGGUGGACUACUUUGAGAAGAAGCGGGACAUCCAGGGCAAGAUGGCCGCCUGCAAGACCCAGAGGGCUGUGGAGAGGCAGAUCAGCUCUUCCAGUGACCACGAGCUGGCCCAACUGUCCACUUGAGAGCGCGCCCACCCACCAAACCGCGGCCGAGUUGCACUCUCGCUUACACAUACACCCAUACACACACGCGUGUGUGUAUUUGUGAGGGAGAGUGCGCGUAGACACACAUCAAUAGUAGUAUGUGUACAGUACGUGUGAAUGCAGGCCCAUAUCAGCAGGCGAAGGGGAGAUAUGUGGCUACGCAAACAUGCAUGUCUGACAAUAGCAUGCAGUUUUCCACGCACUUGUGUGUACUGUACGUGUGGGUGUGUGUCUACGUCGACGUAUGCAAUGUGAUGGGCAAAAGGUGUUUGUUUGCAGACGCAGGGUGCCAUUACCUGGAUGGAUCUGUGCAGUGAGGGCAAUGUUUCAGUGCAGUGUGCGUCAGAACUAAUCUCACACUAAAGCUUUAGUGAUGCUAGACUGCAAGGUCUUGUUCUAGAGAGGGACUCGCAUCAGACAUUCCCUGGAGAGGGCACCCGGAUAGGAAUUUGUUUAGCUCUUGAGCUCAGCUGAGCUUACUUGGAGCCAGCAUGUGCUGCUUUUCAAAAACUGUCUGUGCAUCUGUGCAUGUCAUCUUCCGUGUGUGUGUGUGUGUACCAGUGAUAACAUUUAAAGCUUCCUUGACGCUGUUGAGGACUUUGCCUAGCAACCUGCAACGCUCACAACCCCCAGUGCAGAGUAGAGAAAGAGGAAGUUCCGCCUGGUGGCUCCUGGGCCAGUAGCAUAUCCAGUGACAUCAUUUCUACUGCCUUUUUGAUUGGCAAAACGUCUGUCAUCAGCAACGAUAUGUAAGAGGUUAUUUGUUGAGUUGGUCAGUAUUAAUAAGUUCUCUUUUCUUCAUUUGAAAGUUUGUCCUGUGAAUCUCAACUCCGUUGGUAUAAUUGGACCAUACUGUAGCUUGGUAAAAAUGUCACCAGGCAAAUCUUCAUUGUCUUUCGAAGAUGUAACACUAUCAGACGGGCCUCAUAAUCAUGAUGCACAAAUUAGUUUACACUAAUACUGGUAGUAACUGUUUCUUUCUAAUCAAGUGGAGAUACCAUUGAUUACACAGUAUUGGGAAACUGUCCACUGUGCGGUUAUCUAGUAUUACAUAUGAUGGGCAGGAUCUGUUCGGCGGAUGUCGUUAGACCGGUCUGUAUUAUUUGCUUAUAAAUGGCUGGCUUCUAGAGUUUCUAGUCUGUGCAUUUGUUUAAAACAUUUCACCAAAUCUAAGCUGGUCUUGUAAUUCCAUGUAACACGUUUGUUUUUUAUUAGAAUUUAUCUGGGAUAACUGAUUACUUUUCCUCACUGCUUAAACACACAUCUGUAUAAAUGUAUGUGCUAAUCUUUAUGCAAAGCUAUUUGUUUGUCUUAAGCUGUAUAUAGAAGCAUAUCAUAUUUUCUUAUAUAAAGUGUUUUAUUGUUGAAAGUCUAUGUAAUACGAUGUACCUUUUAUCCUAUUUUAAAAAGCAUCCUCUAUUCUCUUCAUUUUAAACAUAUUAUUUUGUCAUUGUACGCAAGAUUGUUCUUCAAUAAAGUACCUUCAUUUUACUCAUGUUCCUACACCAAAUACAGUGGCUUGUAUCUCUAGCUGCUUCUCAUGGUUCUAAGACAUGUUCCACUGUGUUGAGACUGAGAACUAAACUGAGUGUACUGUGUUCCGGUGUUCCAUGUAACCACAGGUCUUUGUGAGUUCGCCUGUAGCAUUUCUAACUAACUCAAUAAUUCAAUCUCUGACUUGAUGACGUACAUAAUCCUCAUCAAUGGAUUUAUGCCUGUAAGACUGAAUGAAGCCUGGUGAAAAGGUAUAAUGUGUAUGUUUUCCCCACUGAGAUUCAAUUUGUUUUUUUUUCUUGUUCUCAUAUUGACAUACUCUUCCUUUACUUACCCAACACACUGAUGGUGAAUUAGAGAAGUCCGCCUUGGUAUGUGUGUAUUUCCAUGUGCAUCUUUAACUGUGAAAAUGCUUUAACAGAAACGGACUGCUUGUGACCGGCUACUUCAUGUUUACAUGCUUACAGGUGUCUCACAGUUCCCACACACCCCCCCUUUGCCAGUUCCAUGUGAAAAUGUUCAUCCGUGUCGGUGUUUGGUGCCUCAAAUACCAAGUGUCGCCUCCACAGACUACAUGGGAGUUAUUUAUUUCAUGAUACUACACUAGGUGGUUUUCGAUAAUUAUUGAUCUGUACUGUAUCACAUCAUCUUGUGUAAUAAACAAAAGUACCAUUAAAUGA